AUGCCUCAGGGACUCUGGAGGGUUGUAAAAAGAGCAUUGUGUGAUAUCACUGGACAGGAUGUGAUAGGUACUGAGAAAGAGUUGAGAACAUUCCUGGACAGAGAGCAUCUGAAUUUUGAAUGUGGCUCAUUUGAAACUUCUGGAAAUAAAUCAGUGACAUUUGUAAGAAUCACAAGUGUUCGUGAAGUAUUACCUGCCCUGAUUCACAGUUUUCAGUCAGAAGGCCAACUUUCAUGCCUAACCAAUAUUCAGAACAAUCAUCUUGUGGCAUUGAUAGCAGGUGAUAAAGGCAGUGCACAUACUAAAUUGGUUAUUACAGUACUGAAUGCAGCAAACCCCCACAGCAGCAAAAGGUGCAAGUUGCUAGCAAUAUUUGAAGGAGACAAAGACAGAUAUGAAUGCAUUGAAAAGGUGAGUAAAAAAUGUAUUUAUUUGGACAUUGUAUUAGGAAUUAUGAAUGGUAAAAUUACAGACCAAAAUUGCAUGAAAUUAAAAAUUAUGACAUUCUAUUUCCAGUGGUGCCGGGGGGGGGGCCCCCUAUUGUUUAGACCUGUUGGAAAAUUGGUAAUGUUGUUGGAAUCUUUGUGGUCAAACAUACCUGCAUAUACGCUGAGGGCCGCCAAGUGCUAGUUCAAAAUUGCUACAAUCGAUAGGGGGGAGGGGGGGAGAGGGAAGGGGAAGAAAAAGGGGUAAAUUAAAAUUUUGCCCUCCUCCCCUAAAACAUGGUGCAAGCUCAUGCUUCUAUAUGUUUUUUGCCCUGUAGCCAUUAGCUGUUACCUUCAUGCUCACCCGACAUGUUUGUCAAUUUAUAGCUACAGUAAUUUUAUGAAUGAAUCUCUAGUUAUUUCGAAUUGUGUACUAAAAUAUACAAACCAUGCCAAAAGGUGUGAUUAAAAAUCUCACAAAUGUAUGGCAGUUUUAUAUCGGAAAGGAUCAGCUUAUCAGUUAUGCAUCUCCAUCUGGCACUUGGACUAGGACUGCAAAUUGUGAUUUUGUGUGAACAAGCUGCAACCAACCUUGAUGUUGACAUCCGCAAAGCAAAAGGACAAACCAGUAAGCCAGUCACUGAGAAAUACCAACUUGCUGCUGAGCUGGCAAAUGAAAAGUUUCAGAUUGAAAAAAAUGUAGAUUGCAGACAUGUGGGAGCAAAUCAUUGACGUGAGAAAGGAGGAUCCUGACUUCCAUCAGCGAGCCGAAGGACAGCUAGUUGACCGCUCCAAAGAAGCAGUUGAAGGAAGAAAACAUCUUCAUCAGUUGAAGAAUUCAAAGAAUGAAAUGGAGAAGGAACUGAACUGA
This is a messenger RNA of Paramuricea clavata, 1296 nucleotides long. The record is from the annotation of a GenBank genome assembly. Lineage: Eukaryota; Metazoa; Cnidaria; Anthozoa; Malacalcyonacea; Plexauridae.